Messenger RNA from Rubroshorea leprosula, 3390 nucleotides. Lineage: Eukaryota; Viridiplantae; Streptophyta; Magnoliopsida; Malvales; Dipterocarpaceae. The record is from the annotation of a GenBank genome assembly.
CAAAGUCCACUCCACCGCAUGUAGAGUCGACGGUAAACUCACAAAACUAACUCGACGCGCUUUUUGCGGAGCGAGUAGGAUUAUCCUCGUUCAGUCCAAGCAGAGAACCAGUAAGGCACCCAUACCCAAGUGAUCAUAAUAUAAGAUAUAGUCUUCGCUCUUCACAAAUCCGAGUCUUUCCCUCGAUCUCGAUCUAUCCACAGCAUCUGUGUUCACGAAUCCAACCAUCUAAGUUGGCUUUUCUGGUUAGGCAGCUGGUGGUGUGGUGGAAUAUUUGGACUAAUGGCUGGUCUACCAGUAGAACCUCUUCUUGAAAUUGAUGGUAAAAAUGAAGAAAAAGUUGAGGACAAUAAUGAUAUCUACAUCAAUGACAAUAACAAGCAGUCUAUAAGCAAGGGAGCUUUGCCUGUAAGAGAGGAGAGCGAUCAGGUUGGUGAGAGAGAAAUGGCUCUUCCGCCCGGCAGUUCAAUUCACCGCUCUGGUUCCAGGCCCCAGCUAGACCUCAGUAAGGCUGCCAUUCAAGGCAACCCUGAGGAAAGGGAUCCUACCAUUCUCUUGCCUAAUCAGUCUGAUGAUAUAUCUCAUUUGGCUCUUGAUAUUGGAGGAUCACUUAUCAAGUUGGUGUAUUUUUCAAGACAUGAAGAUCAAUCUACUGAUGAUACGAGGAAGAAAACUGUCAAGGAAAGACUGGGGAUCUCCAAUGGAAAUAGGCGAAGCUAUCCUAUCCUUGGUGGAAGAUUGCACUUUGUCAAGUUUGAAACAAGCAAGAUAAAUGAGUGCCUGGAUUUUAUUUCCUCCAAGCAACUUCACUGCAGUGGAAUUGAAUGCCACCAUUGGACUUCUGAUUCUACAGCCAAUAGAAAUACUGUUAUCAAGGCCACAGGGGGUGGUGCAUUCAAGUUUGCAGACCUCUUUAAACAAAGGCUUGGCGUUAGUCUUGACAAGGAAGAUGAAAUGGAUUGUCUGGUGGCAGGAGCAAAUUUCUUGCUUAAGGCUAUUCGUCAUGAAGCUUUCACACACAUGGAGGGUCAGAAAGAGUUUGUGCAGAUUGACCAUAAUGAUCUGUUCCCUUAUCUUCUUGUUAAUAUUGGAUCCGGAGUUAGCAUGAUCAAGGUUGAUGGAGAUGGGAAGUUUCAGCGUGUUAGUGGGACAAAUGUUGGUGGUGGUACUUAUUGGGGAUUGGGAAGGCUAUUAACAAAAUGCAAAAGUUUUGAUGAAUUGCUAGAGUUGAGUCAAAAAGGUGACAAUAGUACCAUAGACAUGCUUGUUGGAGAUAUUUAUGGUGGUAUGGAUUAUUCUAAGAUUGGUCUUUCUGCAUCAACAAUAGCUUCAAGUUUUGGCAAAGCUAUUUCUGACAACAAGGAGCUAAAAGAUUACAGACCUGAAGAUAUAUCUCUUUCUCUGUUGCGAAUGAUCUCAUAUAAUAUUGGACAGAUAUCUUAUUUAAAUGCACUUCGAUUUGGGCUUAAGCGAAUAUUUUUUGGAGGAUUUUUUAUAAGGGGUCAUGCUUAUACAAUGGACACAAUCUCCUUUGCUGUUCAAUUUUGGUCAAAAGGAGAUGCCCAGGCUAUGUUCUUGCGGCAUGAAGGGUUUUUAGGAGCUUUAGGUGCAUUCAUGAGCUAUGAGAAGCAUGGCCUUGAUGACUUGAGGGUACAUCAGUUGGUUGAGAGGUUCCCCAUGGGAGCGCCCUACACCGGAGGAAAGAUUCAUGGGCCACCUCUUGGUGACUUGAAUGAAAAGAUUUCAUGGAUGGAGAAGUUUGUGCUGAAGGGGACUGAGAUUACUGCACCUGUACCAAUGGCACCUCCUGGAACAACUGGACUUGGUGGUUUUGAAGUUCCCUCAUCCAAAGGUGGCACUUUGCGCUCUGAUGCAAGUGCUUUAAAUGUUGGGGUUCUCCAUCUUGUACCCAGUUUGGAUGUCUUCCCACUCUUGGCAGACCCAAAAAUGUACGAGCCAAAUACUGUUGAUCUCUCAGAUCACAAUGAGCUAGAGUAUUGGUUUAUGGUGCUUUCCGAGCAAUUGCCAGAUCUUGUUGAUAAGGCAGUGGCAAGUGAAGGUGGAACAGAUGAUGCUAAAAGAAGGGGUGAUGCAUUUGCACGUGCAUUCUCUGCUCACUUGGCAAGGUUGAUGGAGGAGCCUGCUGCAUAUGGGAAGUUGGGACUAGCUAAUCUUUUGGAAUUAAGGGAAGAGUGCUUGAGAGAGUUUCAUUUUGUUGAUGCUUAUAGAAGCAUCAAACAGAGGGAAAAUGAGGCAUCCCUUGCUGUAUUACCUGAUUUGUUGGUGGAACUUGACCGUAUGAGUGAGGAAGCAAGGCUGCUCACCUUAAUUGAGGGUGUUCUAGCUGCAAACAUAUUUGACUGGGGAUCUCGUGCCUGUGUGGAUCUAUAUCAUAAAGGAACAAUUAUUGAGAUUUAUACAAUGAGCCGCAACAAAAUGCAGAGACCUUGGCGGGUGGAUGAUUUUGACCUGUUUAAGGAGAGGAUGUUAGGCUCUGGAGGGAAGAAGCCUCCCCCACAUAAGAGAGCUUUACUAUUUGUGGAUAAUUCAGGUGCUGACAUUGUUCUCGGUAUGCUUCCACUAGCUCGGGAACUACUCAGGCGUGGAACUGAAGUUGUGCUGGUUGCAAAUUCCCUUCCUGCAAUAAAUGAUGUAACCGCAAUGGAGCUCCCUGAUAUUGUUGCAGAGGCUGCAAAGCACUGUGACAUCCUUCGAAGAGCAGCUGAAGCUGGAGGCCUAAUUGUGGACGCAAUGGUAAACACCUUGGACAGUUGCAAAGAAAAUUCAGCUUCAGUUCCUCUGAUGGUUGUUGAGAAUGGGUGUGGGAGUCCAUGCAUUGAUUUAAGACAGGUCAGCUCGGAGCUAGCUGCAGCAGCAAAAGAUGCAGAUUUGAUUAUCUUGGAGGGGAUGGGUAGGUCUCUUCACACCAACUUCAAUGCUCGGUUUAAAUGUGAUGCCCUAAAGCUUGCAAUGGUGAAGAAUCAGAGGUUGGCAGAAAAGUUGAUUAAAGGAAAGAUAUAUGAUUGUGUGUGCAGAUACGAAGCAGCCCAAGUUGAGUGGUUGUAGAGGUGAGUAUGUUUGUUGGGUUGUAUUCAUCUUGGUCCAGAAGAUUAAAAUCCACAACAAUACUUAAAAAGCAGGAAGGGCUAGUUUUCUACCUCUUUUGUAUCAUCAAAGACAGCAGAAACAGAAAUGGAUUCUUUGAUUGAUGAUUGCCAAAGAAAAGUGAACUGUUACAAGUUAGGAGUCCCAUUCACCAAAUACAAAACUCUCUUUCCAGUUCCACUACUCUUCUCAUCAUUUGUCCUUUGUAUGAUUCCAACAAUAUUAGAAAAGUAGAGUGCACCACUGCAAAACAGCGUUCUUUUAUAAUAUAAUUUGCAUCAACUU